Messenger RNA from Racocetra fulgida, 906 nucleotides. The record is from the annotation of a GenBank genome assembly. NCBI's taxonomy places the organism in Eukaryota, Fungi, Glomeromycota, Glomeromycetes, Diversisporales, Gigasporaceae.
AAACUGAAAAGUUUUCGCCUCUGACUCCCUUUCAACUACCAAAAUUGUGUGGAAAUACAAUAUCCGAAUAUUUUUGGAAUAUUGGUGAAAAGCAAACACGUUCUUGUAGAGAGUUGGCAAAAGAAUUCUCUAGUUCCGAACUUCCUGAUGUCCCGUCCGAGAAAACUUGGAAAUUUAGGUCUGGGUGGACACGUUAUGAAAAAGGUAAACAACCCGAAUCUGUAGAAUUUCCCGAAGACGACAUUUUAUGUUUUGAUGUAGAAACCUUACUCGAUGACAGUGAUUACACGUUAAUAGCAUGUGCUGCUUCGUCAAAAGCGUGGUAUGCCUGGAUUUCGCCACGACUUACUAAAUAUGGAGAAGCGGCUAACGGCUCAUUAGUAAAUUACUCAGAGAAAUGUAACAGCGAAUAUGAAAUUAUGAAAACCUGCGAGACAGUUGAUGAAAAAUAUAAGUUAAAACGUAAAAUGCAAGACGGGAAGAUCGUAAUCAAAAAAUGUGGUAUGGGUUGCUUGAUUCCUAUGGGAAAUAUAGGUAGAGACCGAUUCGUAGUUGGGCAUAAUGUUGGUUUUGACCGUGCACAAAUAAGAGAAUAUCAUUACGACAGACCUUGUCAUAGUUAUAUAGAUAACAUGUCUUUACUUGUAGCAGUAAAUGGACUUUGCACUCAACAUCGCUCUUUUUGGAUCAAAUAUAAUAAGGCUACUAAAGAAGGAGAUAAGGAACGACUUAAGGAUUUUCUAUCUAUUUAUGAUACUAGUUCUAUAAACAACCUUCGAAAUAUUUACAGAUUUUAUUGUCAAGGAGAAUUAGACAAAUGUUCGAAAAAUUAUUUUGUUAAUAAUUCUUUAGAUCAAAUAGUAAGACCCGAGGUCUUUCAAAAACUUGUAGCUUAUUGUGCUGAUG